Messenger RNA from Zingiber officinale, 1362 nucleotides. RefSeq names its product vegetative cell wall protein gp1-like. The record is from RefSeq and is a predicted model, not a curated record. The transcript is spliced from 3 exons. Lineage: Eukaryota; Viridiplantae; Streptophyta; Magnoliopsida; Zingiberales; Zingiberaceae. The coding region runs from base 1 to 1362 and encodes 453 amino acids.
AUGGCUAUUUCUGCGAACCCCCGACCCCGUCUUCCUCGCAGAGGCUUGUUUGCUGCUCGGUCUACCUCCUUUGCUCGCCCUAGGCCUCUGUCUUCAUCCCGGCCUGGCGCUCCUAUUCAUCCCCGACCUGUCGCUACUGUUCAUCCCCAGGCCGCGCCUACAGCCCGACCUUCUGCCUCGACGCAAUCAACUAAUCCUCCCCGACCGACGUAUAGCCCUGGUCGCGGUCGCGGUCGAAGAUCUGCCAAUGUAACUUACGCCAGCCCUGCCUUUAGAGAAGCCUCUCAGGCGGCUCAACGGGCCCGUUCUCUAAAUAACCGCUCGAGUCGUGAUGCCCCCUCUUCUGCUAGACGCAGGUUUCGACUACCUUCAGAAGAUUCUGACUCGGACGAUCAGCCCUUGGCUCAGAGACUUCGCCGUAGAGCCCCCGAUCCUAGCCAAGACUCGGGCACUUCCGCUGUUCCUCCUCCUCCGCCUCCUGUUACAACCUCGACUCCUGCCCCGAUCCAGGCAGAUGCUUCCCCUGCUAUGGCCGAGGUUCAGGUCGAGCCUCCGCUAGCUCAACCCUCCACUUCACAACAGCCUCAGAGCACUGAAGCUGGCUCCUCACAUCGCCCUUCACCAGCUACCUCAUCUCCAGAUCCUUCUCCUGUGCCCCCUUCAGCUCCUUCUGGGUCAGCUGCUGGGCCUUCCCAACCACCACCACCACCUGUUCCUCUCUCUUAUCGUACCACUGCUCCUUCUGAGGCUGAGUUACAGUCACGACAAGAUGUUCCCACCAGCUCCUUGACAAUGAAAGGUCAUUUGGCCACUUUGUGGGAAGAAAGUAUGCAUCAUAUGGAACUCUUGUCGCCCCCUGCCCAGAUGGAUAGAUUCUCUGAGCUGUAUAUCAAGUCCUUCCAUGCUGUUCAUCAUCAAAAUAAGGUGCUGCGAGACAUGGUAACAGAAUUGGAACUUCAAUUGAAGGACCCUGCGCAGGCUAGUCAUGCCCUGAGAGCCGAAAUAAAGGAUCUGACCAAAAGGAAGACCUAUCUGGAAGUAUCCUUGGCGCGGGCUAACCAUAAGCUCAAGGGCCUUCGAGAAGAAAAAAGUCAGGUUGAUGUCGUGCACCAACAAAACAUGGAUCAACAAGCUUUGGAGCAUCAGCGAGCUAUUGACCAAUUGACCCAGAAGCUGCAUGCUGCCGAAACUUUAGCACAGGAGCAGGACAAGAAACUAAAAUCCCAAGCGGCCCAAUUAACGUCUCAGGGGGUAGAACUUCUAGCAACCCGGACUGAAUUCGCUCAGGCCCGUGCUACAGCUGAAGGAGUAUCUACAGCCUUGAUUGUUUAUAAGGAAGGGGAGAAUGAUCGCUGCAGAUAG